AUGUUGAGCAAUAUCAUCAAAGCAUUCUCCUCCACAGCGAGAACUCCAACAAGGGCAUUCUCUUCCAGUUCCCGAGCAUUGGACAUUUCAAAAGUCAUCUUGGUAGGUAGACUAGGUGCAGAUCCGGUUUUACGAAAUACAUCAAGUGGUAAACCAUAUUAUACCUAUACCGUAGCUACCAAUGUAGGCGCUCCGGUAGAAGGUGAAGGUGGUAAACUGCAUCCACCACCUACAUCCUGGCAUACGGUAUUCUCAUUCAACGAAUUUCAACAUCCUGCUUUGCAGAAACUGGGAAAGGGAUCAACAGUCUAUGUCGAAGCGGAACUGGAGAUGCGUCCUCAUGAACCUAACUCGGCCUCGACAGAUAAAUAUAGGUACGACAGGGCAUUCCUGAAACACCAGAAAUUGAGUGUGAUCAACAGGGUAAAACCGGAGAGUGAACAAGAUGGAUCUGACGAGUAA
This is a messenger RNA of Kwoniella mangroviensis CBS 8507, 462 nucleotides long. RefSeq lists its product as uncharacterized. Gene Ontology annotation, molecular function: single-stranded DNA binding. Gene Ontology annotation, cellular component: mitochondrial nucleoid. Lineage: Eukaryota; Fungi; Basidiomycota; Tremellomycetes; Tremellales; Cryptococcaceae. Gene Ontology annotation, biological process: mitochondrial DNA replication; positive regulation of helicase activity. The transcript is spliced from 7 exons. The record is from RefSeq and is a predicted model, not a curated record. The coding region runs from base 1 to 462 and encodes 153 amino acids.